This is a messenger RNA of Bombus impatiens (common eastern bumble bee), 1553 nucleotides long. Its product is annotated as Wilms tumor protein homolog. Gene Ontology annotation, biological process: regulation of transcription by RNA polymerase II. The transcript has 5 exons. Gene Ontology annotation, molecular function: DNA-binding transcription factor activity, RNA polymerase II-specific; RNA polymerase II cis-regulatory region sequence-specific DNA binding. Bases 325 to 1299 code for a protein of 324 amino acids. The record is from RefSeq and is a predicted model, not a curated record. Lineage: Eukaryota; Metazoa; Arthropoda; Insecta; Hymenoptera; Apidae.
CGAGACUUAGUUUCGUUCACUGAGGAUGACAGUGGUUUAACGCUUGCAAAAUUCAGAGGGAUAUUUAGAAGCUUCGAAAGAAGGUUUUGGAAGGACGAUCGAAAGCGUGCGCCGAUUUGUUGGUGGCGCGCGGAAUCGGCAACUUUGUAACAGUGGCAAUCGGAAGUGAUAAUGCGCAUAGGAAAUCAAGACAGUGAUUAAUAGUGAGUAAUUACAUAUGAAACGCAAAUAAAGAAGACAAACAGAGAAGAGUAAAACGUCACGGACUGCGUAGUUUUAUGAGACAUUGGUUUUAACUAGACAGAGCAUCGAUUAGCCGACAAGAUGAUAGAAGAGGCUGCGAUGUUCGACAUGACGGACGAGUUGUUGUUCUCCGCGUUGGGCCUGACCAUGGACACAGGUGUCGAGAAGCAACUGUUCUCCACGAAUUCCACGAGUUUCGCAUGCGACUACGAGGCAUCUUCUUGCAGAACGACGCCACGCAGCGAUGACUCGGAGACCGUCGAUCAAUCGAAUAAUAUAGGGAACACGAUCGAGUGUUACACGGAUCUGACUUGUCCGGCAAAGACAUCUUGGAACGAGUGGUCUGAUAACAAUUCAACGCCACUGUCAGGUACAGGAUGUCUAAGCGAACUAAGCGAACUGAGUGAGUUAGACUCGGAGUUGGAAUGGUGUUUAGACAGAAGCUGGAACUCGGGUCUUCCAGACAGGACACCGUUGUGUACAGCAGGCUGCGAGGGUUUUCUACACCUUCCUCUGCCCAACCCACAGCAAACGUUUCAACGAGAGGAACCAUUAUGGGUGCUUGGGAUCGAUUUGAGAGCCCUCGAUGAUACCUUGGAAACCAGCGGUAUAGAUUAUAACAAUAAUCAAGUAGAAGAAAAUAUUUCGUCAGCAGCUGCCGCGGCACUAGCAACCCACGACUACACUAAUCGCAGUUUGGCGAACGCGGCUGAGGAUCGAUGCUUUCCUUGCACUUAUCAAGGAUGCGUCAAGGUCUAUGCAAAGGCGUCCCACUUGAAAGCUCACCUACGUCGGCACACAGGCGAGAAACCAUUUGCCUGCACGUGGUCCGGUUGCGGAUGGCGUUUCAGCCGAUCCGAUGAACUAGCCAGGCAUAGACGAUCGCAUUCAGGCGUAAAGCCUUAUCCAUGCGAAAUGUGCUCGAAGAGGUUCGCGCGCAGCGACCACUUAGCCAAACAUCGCAAAGUGCACAGAAAGAACGCUUACCCAUUGUUUCACGGGGGAAGAGGGCUACGCGGAGAAAAGAUGAAUUCCAUUCUACCAGCGGAGAUUUAGUCAAUUUAUCUUAUAUAAUAUAACUGACGAUGAUGGUAUUGAGCGUCGGAAGAAUUUUCUUUCGGAUUUCUCGAAUUUGCAGCUUCGUUGCUUCCUUGCGAUGAUAUUUAAUCGGGAAAUCGGGAAGAAAGUGUUUAGUUCUCGAUGCGUGCAAAUUGUGGAAAAUGAUUUCCGUGUUGAAGUUUUAGAGAGAAAAUAUAAUUCAAACUGAAUUAAGUGACAAAAUUUAUAAUGCGACAAUAAAUUGUUGAAAA